Molecule: messenger RNA, 21910 nt
Organism: Podarcis lilfordi (Lilford's wall lizard)
Lineage: Eukaryota; Metazoa; Chordata; Lepidosauria; Squamata; Lacertidae
Source: the annotation of a GenBank genome assembly
GUGGGACUUAAACCUUUGAUUGUCUUAUCUUUGUGUACGUUGAGGUUAGGGAACUUUGCAUCUUUGUGAUUGCACAAGUUGUUAAUUUUAUUAUCUCUGAUGUAGCAUAAGGGUAGCACAAGUUCUUCCACCAUUGCAUUAGCAGAUAUGGCACUGGUGUACAAGGUGUGUUUGGUUUUUCUGUUUCCUUUGCCUUGCUUUGGAGUAGGCUGGGAUCUUGCUCAGAAAUUUAUUUUAGUCGCCGGCCCUCUUAGCGAUGACUUAGUAAGUAAUUUAAACUUCCAAAGUGGACUUCUAAGAGAACCUCUCAAUUCUGCAACGGGACAGUCAAACUAUCUUUGCAAUGGGCCUUCCUUCCCUUCUCUGCCGCCGUACUUCGCUGAGCUCCGUGCAAGUGGCGUGACCCAUUUUAAAGUCUUCUUGCCUUGGACUCGCAUCCUUCCAGAGGCAAAUGCCCGAAACCCCAACCGGACGAACGUUGAAUGCUACAAACAACUUCUGAGAACUCUCAAAGCGGCUGACAUCGAACCAGUUUUAAUUCUACAUCAGAAACGUUUGCCGAAGUCUUUGGAAACCCGGCUUGCUUUGAGCAAAUCUGUGACUUUCACCGACCUUUUCGUGGAAUAUGCAGAAUUUUCCUUUGCAUCUUUUGGUGACUUGGUGGACACCUGGCUCACUUUUGGCAGCCUGCCUGAGGACGUGGAGCGCUUGUCUCGUGGAGAUCCGCUGGCCCUCCCUUGGCAGGUGCUAGCUUCAGCACAUGAGAAAGCUUAUGAAAUCUACCAUGAAAAAUACGCAGCAGAAGGUAAAGAAAAUGGUAGGGAGGAGGGAACAUGAGAUGUGGCUCCUCUGGAUAAUGUAACAUGCACUAUGCGUAUGGGGUGUGCAUGAGAAUUAAGUGCAUAUGGAAGACUGACUUCUGUGCACGUACUGAUACUGCACAGGCCUUGGAAGUUCUGAUCGCUAUCUUGCACUCCAACAACAUAACUGGGAGGGGAGGGACGUCUUUCAUUUAAGAAAAAAAAAUCCUUUGACUUCUUCUGUCUUGCCCACCAGGCCUCUUAGAUGGGCCCAGUCAUUGUCCUGCGCUAUCUUUCUAAGACUCCUGCCAAAAUUAUUUCUUGUCUGCUGAACAAAUGGGCCAAGGAGCCUUAUAAUAUUUAAGAAGGAUGCGGAGAGAUCACUGCUAAAAUCAGAACAAUAUCUUCAUUCAAAUCUCUCAGCCCACACUUUUUCCAUUAAGGCUUAAGUGCAAAGAACUUGUUGUCCUCCUCCUCAUGGUAAUAAACAGAAGUUCAUUCAGAUUAACACACAUUACUUGGAUAUAUUACAUGCAGCGUACUCCACCAACCUUAGAAUGUAAGCUUCUUGGGGCAGAGAUCAGUUUGUAAAGUACAUGAAUGUUGUCACUACCGCAUUGGCCCGAAUAUAAGCCACACUCAAAUAUAAGCCGCACCUUUAAAAUUUGGGGGGGGGGGGGGAGGAAAAAAGAUAAUACCUGAAUAUAAGCCGCUCCCUUAAAAUUCCACAGGCACUCAUGCCCAUACCGUUUUACCAUAUGUCUGUUUCAGCAGCGAUAUCGUAAAAGCUCAUUUUUGUAAGGUCGCGAAUUUAAGCCGCACUUUUCACAGUCAGAAUUUGGGGGGAAAGCGAGGCUUGUAUUCAGGCCAAUACAGUAUAUAAUGAGAAAACUAUAAAGGAAUUCCUGGAGAUUGCUUCUAGUGAAAGUAUUCCCUCUCCAUUCCCCCCCUCCUUGCAUUGAAAUUUCGAAAAUAAAAUUGACAACAUACUUUUUCUCUCAUUUACAGAUGGGAAAGUGUCCAUUUCACUAGAUGUUAGUGAUGCUGGGCUGGUGUCAGCAAGAUCUUUAUUGACUUCAAUUCUGGUGACGCCUUUUAUUUUCUUGGGAGUCUUACAACAGCAUAUCCAGUAAAGCCAGAGGAAAGAAAUUAUUUCAAUAUGUAAUUCUUUUGUGAAACCCAUUGCCUCUUAGAUGGUUAUAAAAGGGGGUUAGACAAAUGAAUGAAGGGUAGGCAUAUCAGUGGCUUGUUUAUUUGCUUGUUUUGUAAGAUAUCUUAACUGUUCUUCCCCAUAAGCUCCCUGUGCAAGUUACAACUCUCUGGAAGUUAUUUGCCAAAGCAGAGUUGCCUCUUUCUAGAUAGAUACAUAGUUGUCACUUUCUCAUAAUUAGGGGUUGUGAGUGCUGCUGUGGCCUAAACUACUAAGCCUCUUGGGUUUGCUAAUCAGAAAGUCAGUGGUUCAAAUCUGCCCAACAGGGUGAACUCCCAUUGCUCUAUCCCAGUUUUUGCCAACCCAGCAGUUUGAAAGCAUACCAGUGCAAGCAGAUAAAUAGGUACCACUGCGGUGGGAAGGUAAGCUGCAUUUCCGUGUGCUCUGGUCUCCACCACGGUGUUCCGUUACGCCAGUAGCGGUUUAGUCAUGCUGGCCACAUGACCCAGAAAGCUGUCUGUGGACAAACGCUGGCUCCCUCGGCCUGAAAAGUGAGAUGAGCGCUGCACCCCAUAGUCGCCUUUGACUGGACUUAACCGUCCAGCGAUCCUUUAUUUACCUUUUUACCUCAUAACAACCAGAGGUAUUCCCUGAAAAUAUCAACCCACAGACCCAUUUUUCAUUUUCAUAUAUAGUUAAAAUAUAUCUGUUUUAACUAUUUUCAUAUAUAGUUAAAAUAUAUCUAUUUUAACUAUUUUAAUCUAUCACUCUUAAAGAUCAUUUACCAACCUUUCAUUAUUUUUCAAAAUGGCAUUUUACAUGUGAGGGGGAAAAACCAGAAGCAUGACAUGCACGAUGAUUCAGAAUUUCUCUUAUCCCUCACCCCAUGAAACUUCAGUUAAAGAGCUCUCCAAGAAAAUUGGUGAUACAUUAAUGAUUCUUUAUUUGAGAAUGAGGCGGAGUUAAUUGUUAUGUAAUUUACGGCGCACUAUGUCAGUCAUUCCGUUAGGGAGAGCAUUUUGGCUAGUCAGAUGGAAUGAUCCCCCCUACUCUUGUGUGCUUUUCUGGGUGUCCUCGCAACACCCUCCCCUGAGCAGAUUUUAGGGACUUGGGGAGAGGAGGUAGGAGCCCCAUUGUGCUAGCCAAACUCUUGCCCAAUUGAAUCCCACCUAGAAAAUAAGGAAGAAUGUCAAUAGAGGAACUCUGGUUCCAAGUAUAAAGUAAUAAUAAUAGAUGUUGCUGCUGCCUAAAGUGUAACUUCAGUUAUUAUAAAUGCUAUAUCUCUCUGUGACAAUGCUCUGUUUUGAUUCCAGGACUCUCUAGACUUUCUCUCUCUCAACCUUCAGUACAACUGUGAAAGUGAAGCGGCUUUCCAAAAGUUCCUGCAUGAGCUACAGGUAAUUCUUAGCAAUUGUACCAAGUGUUCUAUAUGGAUGCUAUCUGUUAUAGAUGGACAUGGGAGGUGAUGUCCCACAGUUUUGACAGUCCUCCUUGAUAUAACUCAUGCAUUUUGCUUUGCUUUUUCUCUUAUAGCAUAUGGGGACGAACAAUAUGGGUAUUUUGCUCUUUAGUCUCAAGUUCCACGAGUGUUCCUCCUUGCAAGAAAACCGAUUUGCAACAGUGGCUUCCAUUUUCAGUGGUAAGUGUCUUCUGUAGGAAGGAACUGUGGUCUUGUGGCUUGCCUGUGUGGUAUUUUGGAUGUGUGGGUGUGAAAUACAAUACAGGCUAUGUUGUGGUCCGUAUAUGUAUGUAUUUAUUUCAACCCUUUAUAUAUCACCUAAUAGCAUGGUCUCCAAGUGGUAUACAAUAAAGUUACAAAAGAUUUACUGAGCAUAGAAUUGGUUAAAGUUAACAGUAAAAUCAGAAAAACUACUUUAAGCACCUGCUGAAAUGAAAAAUUUGCCUUCACCAAUUUUGCCUGGGUGGGGGGAGGGGGCUGCUAUCUGAUCUGUUGUGAGAAAGUUCCACAGAAUUGGGCCCACAAUACUGAAUGCACAGCUCCUGGUGGAAAUGAGCCAAGUCUCUCCCCACUACCGCCUGUCCCCACUCUUACUGUAUGAGAGAGACCUUGUACUAUUUACAGGAAGUGGGGCUUCACUGAAAAAGGACUAUAGCAUAGGAUGUUACUGGCCUAAUGUCUGCCCUUUUCCAUUGUGCUGAUAAACUUCUCUUCUCUUCCUUCAUCCCCCUCCCCCCGCCCCUCUAUUUCCAGCCAUUUCUGAAGUUCAAGCAUGGGCAAUAGGGUAUGAUGUGAAUUGUGUCAUGAACAGCUCGUCCGUUCAAGCAAUUUGGUACAAAAUGUUUAUUUUUAAUGUUAAAUUAGUUUGGUUAUGAAGCUGUGCUACUUGCAUAAUUAAGACUGCAGUUCUUACACAGGAAUAUAUUUGUGUAUGUGUGUGUUUCUGCAUGCAUACGUGUGUGCAUGUGUAUACAAGUGUCUAAUAUAGAGGUAAAUUCUAAUGAUGGUACUCUAUGGUAUGCAAUACUGUUACCUUUUUUUGUUGUUCUUGCUAACAUUGGCAGCCAUUUUGUGCUGGAACCAAUGUCAUUUUUAUCAAGGUAUGAGUCCCAGCUUUUUUUUCCUUUUCUUUUUUACUACAAAAAGCACUUGGUAUAUGAAUAUUUAAUCAGGAUAUAGCAAAUAAGGUUUCAGCUGUGUCAUAUAGAUAUGGAACAUAGACUAGCAGGCUUUAUGAAUCUUGGCUUGCUGUAUGUUUAGCUGAAUAGUUAGAGUUUCUUUUAUUCAGGGAUAAGGGCUACCUUCUGUCAUGAGCAACCUUCUGGGAGCCACAUGGCAGUGGUGGUAGUGGGCGGGGACAGAGCUAAAAUUGAGUGGAGCAAUCAAUGUGACUCUAACGUUGCUAAGUUCCAGCUACAGAAAGCCAGAGGUUCCACCUAUUUCUCUAUCCAAGAAGGCAAGAGACAUUAUCACAGUUCAAGGACACAGUCUAGCCAUGUGAAAGCCAUUGAGGAGGGUGCAGAGAGCAGGGGAGAAUCCUGAGGGUCACAUAGAGAGGUCCAGCAGUUCACAAUUAGUCCCAAAGCCUAUGAUUCCCCAUCGCUAAUCUAUAUACAUAUAGAUGAUAAUUGUUAUACGGAUUUAGGCUUGCCAUAUUAAAAACCCCCAAAAAACUGGAUAAAUUUCUGUAGGUUUGAUACCCACGAUAUUUGAAAUCUCUAAUUUCAGCCUGAUUUGAAUGCUUAUCCAUCCUGAAUAAAAAUUUAAUGAUAAUAAAAGUUUGAUUUAUUUAUUUAACUUACUGCAUUUCUGUUCUGCCCUUCCUCUGAAGAUCACAGGGUAGUUUACAAUACAAAAAUACACAACAUAGUAACAAAUAAAACAAUGACCCCCUCCCCUAUUUUGAAAGGCCAUAUAUUGUUUAAUUAGCCAGAGGCCUGGGAGAAGAGGAAUGUUUAUGCCUGGUGCCUAAAUUUUUGACAUAUUCUCUCUUUCCUUUUUUUAGCUUGUACACAGGAAAUCUGGCCAGCCAACCAAAGGCAAAGGAAACCCUGAUACCUACUAUUGCUCCACUUUCAUCCUAUCAAGCAGUUUGGGAACGAUUUGCCAGCCAACCUGAGCUGGAGAGAGACUCCUUUUUGCUUGACCUUUUCCCUAACAGUUUUCUCUGGGGCACAUCGACAGGUUCCUUCAAUGUGGAAGGAGCCUGGAGAGAGGGUGGGAAAGGGGAGAGCAUUUGGGAUCAAUACGGGCACCAGGGCCAUGCCCACAUGAAUCAAACAGCCGAUGUCGCAUGCGAUAGCUACCACAAGCUAGAUUAUGACGUUUAUCUCCUUAGAGGCCUUCGCCCAAAUAUUUAUAAAUUUUCUAUAUCCUGGCCUAGGGUUUUUGCCAAUGGGAGUAAGAGCAGCUUGAACCCUCAAGGCGUAGAUUACUACAACAAACUGAUAGACAGCUUGCUGGAUUCAAAUAUUGAGCCCGCGGUGACCUUGUUCCACUGGGACCUGCCACGAGCGCUACAGGAUCUUGGUGGCUGGCAAAACGAGAGCAUCGUCGCUGCCUUCGCAGAAUAUGCAGAGUUCUGCUUUGCUACUUUUGGGGAUCGUGUUAAAUUCUGGAUUACCUUCCACGAACCCUGGGUCAUUAGCUACGCUGGCUAUGGCACUGGGCAGCAUCCUCCAGGAAUUACUGAUGCAGCCGUGGCAUCCUAUCAGGUACUGACAACAAGUGCAGCAGCUUGGGCCUAAUUUUAUGGGUUGUGUUGACUCUACAAAUAGAAAAGGUGGACCGUUGCCUCCUAGUCUGUGGCUAGUUCUUCUCUCACCAGACUUAGCCCCAUAUCUGAUUUUGCCAGAGGGCAUGAAUGGAGUCAAUGGGCAGAUGAGUCUUUUAAGUCUGGUCAAGCUACCGUGUUCUAACCUAUAAUAGCAACAAUCUGGCAGCAAGUGUGUGAGCAUGCAGUUGACUCUUCAGUUGGUCACUGUUCUUGUUCAGAGGAUGGCUUUGUACCCCCAGAUGUUUUGACUUAAAACAUCAGAUAACAUGAAUGAAAAAAAUUGAAAUUGGCUGGAUUUGUGCCCUUUUCAUUCUGAAAUGGCUCUCUUUGGCUUUCUUGCCUACCUUAAUGGUAUUGACAUGAUACAUUCCAGAGAAGCGUCUCUGCCAAUGGAACUGUGGUGGCACGGAAGCUGUUCUCUCGUGGCUCUUAUGCCGUUUGGCUUCUUCCCAUGUCAGAGAAUUGUCCCUCUCAGGGCUUGGAACAAUACUGACAGGGAAAGGUGUCACAGCAUAGAACAAACUCCUUGCAUGUUACUUCUGGCACUACAGAGUAGUAUUGGAAGUGGCCGCAGUGUGGUUAGAGAGACACUGGUUGUGUAACAUUGGAAGGGACCCUCAGAAGCAUUUUCAUGCACUGUGAAAAAACAACAACCCAUUAUCUCGCUCCUGAUAGGGGCCACAGUAUAUUUGGCAUCCUAUAUAUUCAGAAGUGGGACGCGGGUGGUGCUGUGGGUUAAAACACAGAGCCUAGGACUUGCUGAUCAGAAGGUCAGCGGUUCGAAUCCCCGCGACGGGGUGAGCUCCCGUUGCUCGGUCCCUUCUCCUGCCCACCUAGCAGUUCAAAAUCAUGUCAAAGUGCAAGUAGAUAAAUAGGUACCGCUCCGGCGGAAAGGUAAACGGCGUUUCCGUGCGCUGCUCUGGUUCGCCAGAAGCGGCUUAGUCAUGCUGGCCACAUGACCCAGAAGCUGUACGCCGGCUCCCUGGGCCAAGAAAGCGAGAUGAACGCCGCAACCCCAGAGUUGUCCGUGACUGGACCUAAUGGUCAGGGGGCCUUUUACCUUUAUAUUCAGAAGUGGUUGUCCAAACAAGCAUCUUUAAACCCAUAUCUACAAGUAGACUAGGAAUCUCUUGGAUGAGCAGAAGUAAUUUUUCUCUGCAUCCACACCUGACAGCAUAGUGCAGUUGAGCAGUGUAUCAGAAUGUUUGUGCACCACUUAGGUAUAAGGAGGAAGAAAAGAGUUUUAUUAGGGUAUUGGGCUUCAAGGGGUUUUAAAAGUUUAAAAGGGGUUGGCAAAGAUUUCCAAAUAUCUGGUAUCUUAUAAUGAACUUCUAAAACAAAUGUAUAAGCAGGUGGUACAAUGAGAACAACUGGCACAUUCAAUAUUUCCUGGCAGAUUUGUGAGGAUUUCGUAACCAUACCUCAAAACAGAUAAUUGGGUAGAUGUCAGGACAUCUUCAGGGAAGAAUCCCAGGGAUUUUUUAAUUGCCUUACAAAUACCACACAGCUAUCCAUCAUGUGACUGUCCUGCCAUGAGACUGGCUGAUGGACAGUUUCUGAAUACUUGCAGCACAUGUAUCAGCCUGUAGACAGCCCUGGAUUAGCCUGCUCUGGGAAUAGUUUCUGCCACGUGAGCAUAUAUUAUGUUACCAGUUACUUGGAACAUAGGCUAAUUUAGAUUUAGUUGUUGUAACGCUUUGGCUUCCAAAAGAAAGGAGUUGGGGGAAGAAAUGGAAUCUUUAGCGGACUGGAAUUGAAACCAGUUUAGGACAGAUACUUUUAUUGAUACUACAAUGCUAUAUGCUACAGCCAUGUUUUCAGAUGUUGGGGACUGGAAAUGUUUCAGCAGCAAGCAAAUGAGUGAGAAGGUAGUUCUCUUGCUUUUGAAGGAACUGUUUCCUGCAUUGCAAACUGUAGUAAGUGUUCCUUAUAACGUGGUGCAAACUUGAUUUUGAGCUCAGGUAUGACAAAAAGCUGCUAUAAUUACCUGAUCUCUGUAAGCCUUGAGGUGUGGGGUUUGGAGCCUGGGCCCCUCAAAUUUAAUUUGAAUGUUAUGAGGAAAUGUACUGGGCUGCAAAUAUCAGUGGUGUUUAGGUAUAAACCUGUCUUUCUACUUGGUCCAGCAAGCCGAGGCAUAGUCCAAUGUUGUACCUUCAGAUGUUGUUGAGCUACAACUCCACCUCCCCAUUCCUGACCUUUGGCCAUGCUGACUGGGCCUAUUGGGAGUCCAACAACAUCUGGAGGGAAUCCAUAUUGGCUACCCUUCUCUGCUGCAGUUGAAACCAGUUCUCCAAAGUCUCAAGCAGAGGCCUUCCCUAGCAUUUACAGUGGUACCUCGGGUUAAGUACUUAAUUCGUUCCGGAGGUCCGUUCUUAACCUGAAGCACCACUUUAGCUAAUGGGGCCUCCUGCUGCUGCUGCGCCACUGGAGCACGAUUUCUGUUCUCAUCCUGAAGCAAAGUUCUUAACCCAAGGUACUAUUUUUGGGUUAGCAGAGUCUGUAACCUGAAGCGUAUGUAACCCGAGAUACCACUGUAUAUAGAUCAUGUAAAGGGUGAGAUGUGGGGGCUGAACUUGGCACUUGCUUCAUGAAAAUGAUGCGCUCUACCAGUGAGUUAUACUCAGUGGAAUAAUACUUUUUCCUUCCUUCCCAUAAAAAAAGGUGGCUCAUGUUAUUCUCAAAGCUCAUUCUCAAGCCUGGCAUGUUUAUGAUACCCAGUACCGCCCUGAACAGCAUGGGAAGGUGGGAAUAGUAUUGAAUUCAGACUGGGCUGAACCCAAGACCCCAAGCAGUGCUGAGGAUGUGAGAGCGGCAGAACGCUACUUGCACUUCAUGUUGGGCUGGUUUGCUCACCCGAUAUUCGUCAACGGCGAUUACCCAGAAGUCCUGAAAUCGCAAAUCCAGGAGAAGAACCAGCAGUGCUCAACUCCCGUUGCCAAGCUCCCUGGGUUCACCGAUGAAGAGAAGCAGCAAGUGAAGGGGACGGCUGACUUCUUUGGCCUUUCCCACUACACUUCCAGGCUCAUCAGUGCUCCAGUGAAUCAUAGCUGCGCUCCAACCUAUGAGGAUAUCGGAGACUUUUCCCAACACGUAGAUCCUUCUUGGCCGCAGACAGCCGCACCUUGGCUCUAUGCCGUGCCUUGGGGGCUGAGGAGACUGCUGCUGUUUGUGUCCAAAGAAUAUACUGGGACAACAAGAGUUCCGAUUUAUAUAGCAGACAAUGGCGCGCCGACAGAUGACGGAGGCGAUCUUGUUAACGACACCGUGAGAGUGGAUUACUACCGGCUUUAUAUCAACGAGGCUUUGAAAGGUACAAGGGGCUUUUAUGAAUUGGGGAGGGAAACAGGCAUGCAAAAGAGAAUUGAAAGAAAACCUGUAAGGAUGAAGUCAAGUUUAUUGACUUAGCCCCCUGUUCCCUUUCAACACAAUAUCCUCCAAGAUCUUACCACAUUCCUGUCAAUCUCCAGCAUAUGGUAAAUAUCAUGCCCUGUCCCAGUGGGGAAAGGAAUGGAAUGAGUAGAUAUGUUCACCGUGUGAAAAUGGCAUGCAAACGUCACUUUUUAAAUGUGAUGAUUUCCGUUUGUUUAAAAAUGGUUUGAGACACUGACCUAACUAAUCGGAAGCAAAUUUAAUACUUUAAUUAAAUGUCCUCAAAAUAACAGUUUUGCCGGGUAAUAGGCAUACAGUGUUAAAAAACAGCUUAAAUGCAGUAUAUGAAAUACACAGGUUGCUUACCUAGGCUGGCUUGGAGGACAGCACCUGAGACUUGCUUAGCUAUCCCGUUUUGUCCUGCCUGCUUAGAAGAUGCAGAACUGUUUUGCUCUGCCCCUCCAAACAGGUCUGGAUGCUCUUAUGAGUUGAGCCUGGUGGAAAAACGAUGUAAUUAAUGCAUUCAUCCCAGCCAGAGUAUAUUUUGUCACCCCAUGAUAAAAGACAUCAAGGAAUGCCUAGUUUGUAACCCCUGAAUGCCUGAACAUGAGAACACUAGUUGACACCUUGCAUCUUCAUUACUUUUUGGUCACUCCUGUAUCAAUUUACUGAUAGGAGUGAGCCGUCAAAGAUUGCAUGCCACAGACAGAAUUUUCACAUCGCUUCACUCACAAGGCUUUUCAAGAGUCAGGCUGCUUCAACCUUGGACAUUUACUGUGGAAUUUACAUGUACUUAUGUCAUCUGCAUGACAUAGUGAUCAAUACACCCUCUUCCCACAUUUCCCAUUACCUUCCUUUUGUGUGUGUGUGUGUGUUGUUGUUUUUUGUUUUCAGAGCUCAGAAAAUCUGGCCAGUAGUUGUUGUUUUUUAACACACUGGAACAGUUGCACAAUUUCCCCAAGAUAUAGAUAGAUGACCUAUCGCGCAGCUGUUAGCAAAUUGUUUGGCCAAUUAUGUGCUAUUUAGAUUGUUGUAGCCUCUGUGGUUCAUCUCUUCCCCCUAGGAACCAGUUUUGUCGCUUCAACCCUUUCCCCUCCAAAAAGAAUUGUCUUAUAUCUGGUUCUUUUCUCUCUCUCACUCCUUCCCCUGCCAUUAAAUUGCGGGUGUGGUGGCUGGGAAAGAAUACACAAUCUGCAGUGCUGUAAGUGAGGAGGGAAUAUAUAAACAUGAUCCUAAUGUAGAGCUGGGAUGCAGGUGGUGCUGUGGUCUAAACCACUGAGCCUUGGGCUUGCUGAUCGGAAGGUCGGCAGUUCGAAUCCCCGCGACAGGGUGAGCUCCUGUUGCUCGGUCCCAGCUCCUGCCCACCUAGCAGUUCGAAAGCACGUCAGAAUGCAAGUAGAUAAAUAGGUACUGCUCCAGCGGGAAUGUAAACAGUGUUUCCGGCACUGCUCUGGUUUCGCCAGAAGCGACUUAGUCAUGCUGGCCACAUGACCCAGAAAAACUGUCUGCGGACAAACAUUGGCUCCCUCGGCCAGUAAAGUGAGAUGAGAGCUACAACCCCAGAGUUGUUCACGACUGGACUUAACUGUCAGGGGUCCUUUACCUUUACCUUUUAAUGUAGAGCUGGGGAAAAGAACUGCACACCUGGCUACAGAAUGCCACGUAGAUUCCAGACGUCUGGAAAAGAUUUGCUGCUCCACUUGCUGCUCAAAGCCAUAUAGAAAUGAUUGGCUGCUAAUUUAUACAUCUGGAAGUAUUCUUCCAGGUACUGUAUAGCCAAGUACUGUAUAGUUGAGUAAAAAUGAGAAUGCAUGUGUGAACCGGCCAAAGUCCUUGAACUGCUUAAGUGCAUUAUCACUUCCCUAUGCCAUUUUGUAUAUUGUCUCUUACAUGCAAAUGACUUUAAAAGGAAAUUUAAAUGUGCAGAUGAAUAGCAAUAAUAGUUUGCACUGACCUGCGACAAUAUGGGCUACCCUCUGAAAAUUCAUGCCGUCGCUGCAAUGCUGAGAGAAGAGGGUAGUUGUGGUUGUGCUAUGUAUUUAAACAAAUGAUUAAAAAUCUUAACUAAAUUCUAUCUCCUUCAUUGACAGCUAUAAAGCAAGAUGAAGUUGAUGUUCAAGCAUACAUUGCCCGGUCAUUGAUUGAUGGCUUUGAAGGCCCAGCAGGCUACAGUCAAAGGUUCGGCUUACACCAAGUGAAUUUUGAAGAUGCAAACAGACAAAGGACACCCAAAGAAUCUGCCUAUUUCUUCUCCACCAUUAUUGAAAAUAAUGGAUUUCCUAGCACGGUCUCAAGAAAAUUUAUCCAGCCGCUCAGAAAGGAUGUUUCCAUACCUCCACGGCUGCCUAGUUUACCAGCUUCUGAAGUUCCUUCAAAGGCAAAGGUGGUUUGGGAGAAAUUUUCAAAACAGACUGAUUUGGAAAGAGACACGUAUUUUUAUGGCACCUUCCCAGAAGAUUUUCUGUGGGGUGUUUCUUCUUCUGCCUACCAAACUGAAGGAGGUUGGGAUGCAGAUGGGAAGGGACCUAGCAUCUGGGAUAAUUUUACCCACAUCCCAGGGAAUGUUAAGAACAAUGAUACAGGAGAUAUAGCUUGCGACAGCUACAAUAAAGUAGAUGAAGAUCUUUAUCUGCUGAGAGCCUUAAGGGUAAACACCUAUCGCUUCUCCCUGGCGUGGCCUCGGAUCUUUCCAAAUGGAAGAAACCAUUCUAUAAAUAACUAUGGUGUCGAUUAUUACAACCGGCUGAUUGAUGGUUUGCUGGCCCGGAAUAUCACACCAAUGGUCACUCUCCACCACUGGGAUCUGCCCCAAGCUCUACAAGACAUUGGUGGCUGGGAAAACCCUGUGAUGGUUGAACUGUUUGAUAAUUUUGCAGACUUUUGUUUUCAGGCAUUUGGAGACAGGGUCAAGUUCUGGAUUACUUUCAACGAACCGAUUGCCAUCUCUGUGCCAGGCUACGAUACGGGAUUAUUUCCACCAAAUGUAAAAGAUAAUCCAGGCAAUGCAUCCUACAGUGUUACUCAUGCAAUACUAAAGGCCCAUGCAAGAGUUUACCACACAUAUGACCAGAAAUACAGAGAGAGUCAGAAAGGUGUGAUCUCUCUGAGUCUCAACAUGGAUUGGGUUGAACCAAAGACACUAAACGAUCCUCGGGAUGUAGAAGCUGCUGAUCGCUACCUGCAGUUCAUGGGAGGGUGGUUUGCACACCCAAUUUUUAAAAACGGCGAUUACCCAGAUGCAAUGAAGUGGAAAGUAGGGAACAGGAGUGAACUACAGAAACUACCAUCUUCCCGGCUUCCAGGUUUCACACAAGAAGAGAAAGACUAUAUCAGGGGCACAGCCGAUGUCUUCUGCCUGAAUUAUUACACUGCCGGAAUUAUAAAGCACAGCACCACCAGGCUGAAACCAUAUUCUUACGAGUAUGAUCAAGAACGAGUAUUGGAGAUUGACCCUUCUUGGCCUAGCUCAGCAUUGGAAAAUAUGCGGGCAGUGCCCUGGGGGCUGCGUAGGCUGCUAAACUGGAUCAAAGAGGAAUAUAGCAAUCCUCCCAUUUACAUUACUGAGAAUGGGGUUGGGCUAAAAGCCAAGUCUGAUGUUGAUGACACCAGCAGGAUCUUCUAUUACAAAACACACAUUGAUGAAGUUUUGAAAGGUAAAGAUGUUGUAAUAACCCAAUAGGUUGAGGUGGUCUAGUUUUAAGACAGGACCCCUGACCAUUAGGUCCAGGUGUGACUGACUCUGGGGUUGCGGCAUUCAUCUUGCUUUAUUGGCCGAGGGAGCCGGCGUACAGCUUCUGGGUCAUGUGGCCAGGAUGACAAAGCCGCUUCUGGCGAACCAGAGCAGUGCACGGAAAUGCCGUUUACCUUCCCGCCAGGUACCUAUUUAUCUACUUGCACUUUGACAUGCUUUCGAACUGCUAGGUUGGCAGGAGCAGGGACCAAGCAACGGGAGCUCACCCCGUUGCGGGGAUUCGAACCGCCAACCUUCUGAUUGGCAAGUCCUAGGCUCUUUGGUUUAACCCACAGCGCCACCCGCGUCCCUAGUUUUAAGUUUUAAGAUACUGGGUAAAAAUAGAAGUUUGCUCAAUGUAAUCAGCUAAAUAAUCAGUUAGAGGUCUGUGUAGACUAGUUUUAGUUUUAGAUUCUAGAUCAGUCGUUCCCAAACUGUGCAGAGUCAGCACAAAAUGCUUAUACGCCACAAGGCAUCAUUAAAAGAACUCUGAGUGCCAAAUUAGACAACACAUACCAGUUAUGUGAUUGGGUUUUUUAAAGUAUAUUGCUAGAUCAAGGGUAUUGAUCCAGAGUACAAGAGAAGGUGGGUGGUAAAAAGGGUUAUAGCCCUUCAUGCUAGAGUCUGGAUCAAUCAAGGUUGUGCUCCUCCUGAAAUUUACUUUACACGCCCAUGUUUUUACACUGAACCCAAUUAAAUAGCUUUAAACAUAUUAGGCUACUUGUAUUUAUAUUCUGAUUGCUCUGAAACUAUUCUGGACCCCUCAGGCCCCCCUAUUUUCUCUACAAAAUGUCUGGCUACAGGCCUCAAACCGUGGAUUAUCCAAACAGCUACACGUGAGGGUUGUUUCUGCUACAUGCAUUAAAUAGUCUGGUCAUCCUCAGUCUUUGUGUCACAGUCAAUAGCGUUUUAAUAAGUACGAAAUGUCAGUAAAGUAUGCAGAAGUCCUUUUUUCUUUCCUUUCUUGAUAAUGGUUUUGAAUUAUAGUUAUAAUAAAUAUAUUUUUUUAUCUUUCCUAAAGUAUAUAAUUCAUAAGGUUUUUAGUAAAGCCUGGUUUGGGGAUUUGCUAUCCUUGAAAAUGCAUGAGUAUGAAGUAAGACCUGAAACGAAAUACAGUGGUACCUUGGGUUAAGUACUUAAUUCGUUCCAGAGGUCCGUUCUUAACCUGAAACUGUUCUUAACCUGAAGCAGCACUUUAGCUAAUGGGGCCUCCUGCUGCCGCCGCCGCAGCACGAUUUCUGUUCUCACCCUGAAGCAAAGUUCUUAACCUGAGGUACUAUUUCUGGGUUAGCGGAGUCUGUAACCUGAAGCGUAUUUAACCUGAAGUGUAUGCAACCCGAGGUACCACUGUAUUGUACAAAUUCUUUACAUUUUUUUAUAUUAUUAUUAUUAUUAUUUUGCUUGUCAGCACCCAUCUCCUGCUCUUGUACUGGGAGGAAAAGGUGGUAUGUGAUUUAAAUAAAUAAAUAAUGCUUGUGGAAAGGGAGUAAGUUUAGUGGGACUUGUGAAUUGGCAAGGAUUGUCUGUUAAUAUGCAUGUGAACAUACAAUGGGCAAUUAGUGUAUUUUUUCACAAUUCUGCUGUCUUGCUCAUCGUUACAUUGUUAAGCAAGUGUUUCUUUCUCUUUUAGCCUACAAGCUGGACGGCGUGAACGUUCGUGGCUAUGUUGCUUGGUCUUUCAUGGAUUAUUUUGAAUGGUUAAAUGGUUACGAGCCAAGAUUCGGCCUUCACCAGGUUGAUUUUGAAAAUCCGAACAGGCCAAGAACUCCAAAACGUUCAGCGAUAUAUUAUUCUGGAAUCAUACGUCAGAAUGGAAUCCCUCUGCCAAAAGAGGAAGAAUUCCUUUAUGGAGAAUUUCCGGAGAACUUUUAUUGGAGUGUGGCAUCAGCAGCAUAUCAGGUUAGGCCAGUUGGUCCCCACCCACCAGACCACUUGAAAAUCGCAGAGCAGCUUAAUGAUUUUUCUGCUUCUGGUGGCAAUUGCAAUGCACUGUGCUAGAUGCUGUAUGAUACUUAAUUGCAGUUAAUUGCUUCUUUUGUUCCUUACCUGUCAUAUUUUAUUGUACUGAAAUUUGAAUUCUGUAAUAUAUAAAUAUAGAGGGACGUGGGUGGCGCUGUGGGUUAAACCACAGAGCCUAGGACUUGCUAAUCAGAAGGUCGGCGGUUCAAAUCCCCGUGACGGGGUGAGCUCCCGUUGCUCAGUCGCUGCUCCUGCCAACCUAGCAGUUUGAAAGCACACAGUGCAAGUAGAUAAAUAGGUACCGCUCAGGCGGGAAGGUAAACGGCGUUUCCGUGUGCUGCUCUGUUUCGCCAGAAGCGGCUUAGUCAUGCUGGCCACAUGACCCGGAAGCUGUACGCCGGCUCCCUCGGCCAAUAAAGCGAGAUGAACAUCGCAACCCCAGAGUCGGUCAUGACUGGACCUUAUGGUCAGCGGUCUCUUUAGCUUUUACUUUUAAUAUAUAAAUAUAUAAGAAAUAAAAGGAGCAACAAGAAGCAAUAAAAAUGCAAAUAAGGAUUUAAUGGCAUGGAUGUGCUAGUCUUCAACCACAGAUUUGCCGUCAUGCCACAGACCACAUGAAUGAAACUCCAGGUUUAGGUAGUCUAUUGCUAGACUGUUGCUUGUUUGUGGAAGCUAUUCUAAACCUUCAUUUUGUGAAUAAUAUGCCAACUAAGCAAGCUGAAUGCUGUCAGGCUUGGGGACCUUGAUCAUGGUGAAUCACUAAGGUGAGAGCCAGGGUGCUGUAGUGGUUAGAGCUGCCUCCUCUCCCCCAGCUGUUGCCCUCCAGAUGUUUUGGUCUACAAUUCCCAGCAUCCCUGACCAUUGGCCAGUCAGCUUGUGGCUGAGGAAGUUGUAGUCCAAAACAUCUGGAGGGCACCGUGUUGGGGAAGCCUGGAUUAAAAUGGUGGACUAAGGUUGGCAAGACCCUAGUUCAGAUUCCUACUCAGCCGUGAAGCUCACUGGGCAACCUUUGCCUAGUCACUCUCAGCCCAACCUACUUCCACAAGGUUGUUGUGAGGAUAAAAACUGAGGCUGGGGCAUGUAUGUUGCCUUGAGCUGGGAUACAAAUGUGAGAAAUGUUUGUUUCCUUAAAGAUUGAAGGGGCAUGGAGAGCGGAUGGGAAAGGUCUCAGCAUUUGGGACCAGUUUGCACAUACGCCUUUGAAAAUCAGCAACGAUGAAAAUGGAGAUGUAGCUUGCGACAGCUACCACAAGAUGGAGGCAGACUUGGCUAUUCUGAAGGACCUCCAGGUGACUCAUUAUCGCUUUUCCAUCUCCUGGACUCGCAUUCUUCCCGAUGGGACCACCAAGUACAUUAAUGAAGCUGGCCUGAAAUACUAUGAAAGGCUUGUGGAUGCUCUCCUUGCGGCCAAUAUCCAGCCUCAGGUAAAUGAUUGGAGUUCUGCACGCAGGGGAAAAGGUGUAACAUACGUUAUCAGUCUGAUUUUUAAUUAGAUUAUGUUUAUCAGUGUUCACUGUAGAACCUGGCAAUAUCUUCAAUUCUCAGACAUCUUCAAUUAGCUUGUGUUAAAUGGUCAGAGACCAUUUCAUAGAGGCUGACACAAAUGCAUGCUGCCAUAUUCUAAUCAGAGGAGUCACUUAUAAGCUCUACCUAUUUUAAACUUGUGCAGAAGAUAAUGUGGGCUCAGGGUAUUUAUAUAGGAUUUAACAAUUAUGAAAUCUGCCAUGGUUUUUAAGAGAGCAGAGAAUGCAGUGUCUUUGCUCCAGAAAUCUAAGUUUCUGCAUUGGAUUUCUUCCAAGUAUCCACAAGGAAGUAGAAUAAACUUUUAUCAGGAAUUCAUUGUCCGCUCCCAGACUGUAGCCUUUUUCUGGACACCAUUAGGCAUGGCAGGUCCCAUCUGUGUUACACCUUCCAGGUCAUGCCGCAAGAACUUCUGAAAAUACAUCCCAUAUUGUACUCCUUUCUUGAUUCUCGCUUUCUUUGACUGAAUGAGGGUUCAGGGAAAGGUGGAAAAGGGAGAACUGAAAAUGUUACGUUCAAAGUCUUGAUAGCCUUGUAAAAGGUGUUGUUAAUCCUCACGUGUUUUCUGGAACUAGUUUGCUUUCUGACCAUCACAAUCCAGGAAUUGUUGUUGAGUUACAUGUGGUAGAUCUGCAUAAAAUGGCUGACUGUGCCUAAUAGUUAAAUAAUGGACAAACUUCACAUUUAGCUUUACUUUUGCAUGCCCCCCCCAAUUGCAUUGCCCCUGUUUCCUACUACAAUUAAGUGGUUGGUUAUUUUGACAAAAUGGCAGGUGUUUGUGAAUGUCUUGUCUCCAUCUCUAGGUAACUAUAUACCACUGGGACCUCCCUCAGGCCCUUCAAGAUGUUGGAGGGUGGGAAAAUGAGACUAUAAUCCAGAAAUUUAAAGAUUACGCAGAGAUCCUUUUCCAAAGAUUUGGAGAGAAGGUGAAAUUCUGGAUAACCCUGAAUGAGCCCUAUGCCAUUGCUAACAUUGGUUACGGUUAUGGAGUCUCAGCUCCAGGUAAGGUGUAGGUUCUCAUUGGCAAGAGCAAUGCUCUGCAGAACCAAAGGACACUGAUGAUCUGACCUUGUGUGGUUAUUUGUGAGAACACAGCUUUGUGAUAGAUGCCCAGUGAAAGUGGGAGACAAUCUGAUGCCUUUCUUGAAGGUGUCUCCUGGUUGAAAGCCAAAUUGCCUAGAACUAUUGAGAAACGCUAUCAAAAUGCACCAUUAAUUGCUGCUUCAGCUGAGUCCAGUGCUGCAGAAUAAUGCACUUCCAAUCAUCUUGUCUUCUUAGGCAUCUCUGCCAGACCAGGCCGAGCCCCUUACAUAGUGGGCCACAACUUGAUCAAGGCCCACGCAGAAGUAUGGCAUCUUUACAAUGAAACAUACCGCCCAAAGCAAGGAGGAUUGAUCUCUCUUUCCAUCAGCGCAGAGUGGGCUGAACCCAAGAACCCUGCCAAGCAGGAGGACCUCGACGCUGCCAGGAGAUAUGUCCAGGUAAUGUGAUGACUCCACAGUAAACUUCUGUGUACCAGUUGCUGGGAAGAGUGCUGUUGCACUCAGGUUCUGCUCACAGGUUUCCCUUUGGGGCUUCUAUGGGGACAGAAUGCUGGACUAGGUGGGCCUUUAGCCUCCUCAAGUAGGCUCUUGUAUUAUGUCCUUAACUCUGCUUCAGAGACUCAGCAAAACAAGAUGUCAAUCCUUCUAAAGGACCCAUGGUGUUGAUCCUUGGGCACCAUAUUUCAUCUGAACACUCAAAUCAUAAUGUUCACCACGAUCCUGACCAGUCAGCUGCCAUUGUUUGGAUACCUUGGGGGGUGUUGCACUAUCCUUUAAAAACAAACACUUGGAGACAGGGAUGAGACUUUGCCUUUUGGGUCAGUCUGAUGAACUGGUAACUAUUGGUUCAGCCAAGAGACCUGUUGCCAAAGCGUUGCUUAAUAAGCAUCCCUUUUUAUUUCCCUGUUGUAGUUCUUUGCUGGUUGGUUUGCUCACCCUAUCUUCAGAAACGGUGACUAUAGCGAGGUGAUGAAAAGGAGGAUACAAGAGAGAAGUGUUGGCCAAUCGCGGUAAGUGUCUGGCGGGACUAACUGCAGCAGCUGGACCACAACCACGGGUGGUCCAUACUGUUGGCUCAUGUCACUUAGAAGCGAUUCUUUCUAAAUUGUUGAAAUAAAAAUAAACCACACGUUUUGAAGGGCCACCCUGGCUGUGUCCAAGAACAAAUCUAUCCUCCCCAAAGUAGUUUUCCUCUGCUGCUGUUUUCCUCCUGGUGUGCACUGCCCUCUUCGCUUAAUGCCGCAGGCAAUCAGCAGCUAAAGCACAGUUGUGGGUAAACUCCCCUUGAAACAGAACCACCCUAUAUUGAAAGUUCCUUCUCCUACAUCCAGGGUAUGUUCAGAGCCUGUAAUACUGUAGUACAGCAAGGGAGCAGGAAAGGGUGAUGAUUGAGACAAAGCAGGGGACUAGUCUUUUAGAGUACCUGCUCUUUGAAUAAGGUGAAGUACAUGUGGUCAUCAUUACUGUUCAUGUUAAAAUUUCCAGCUACCAGCUGUUGCUUUUAAAAACAAUACUUUCGCUCUGAAUGACAGUGCCCUGUUUUUUUAAAAAAGUAAGUAUGAUGAUAAUUGAAGCUUUCCCUUUUGUUAAAUGCAUCUAUGUGAGCCUCUCUCCCAUUUUGUGUGUGUUGCAGACUCCCUGAAUUUACUGAAAGUGAAAAGCAGAGGAUUAAAGGCACCUUUGACUUCUUUGGUUUGAACCACUAUACAACAGUAUUGGCAUCCAACUUAAACUAUUCUUCUCUCUUUACAUCCUACGAUGCUGAUAGGUAAGGUGUGAGCAUGACUUCAUACUGCAUCAAAGCAUGCAUACUUUUCUGGAAUCUGUGCUUUCACUCUGUGCCUAAUAAUCUUGGUUGGGCAGGCUGCAGCUGAUGGAAAUUGUAUACCAAAACAUCCGGAGGGCAUCAAGUUGGUGAUCUACUAGAAAGUUUUAAGGCUGAGUACCCAUUUUCCUCUCUAAGCCCAGUGCAUUGCACACUGCAUCACACUUAAGCCCCCAACAAAAGAGGUUACUGCUGACCAGUCUUCAUGAUUGAUAUCUAGCUGACUUUAAUGGAUCAAUACAAAUAACCUUUCCCCACAUUAUUAUCAUGUUCUUUUUUGCAGGGGUGUUGCCUCUAUAACAGACCGCAGCUGGCUGGGCUCUGGUUCCUUUUGGUUGAAGGUGACCCCUUUCGGCUUCAGGAGGCUCCUGAAGUGGAUCAAGGAAGAAUACAAUGACCCACCUAUUUAUGUGACCGAGAAUGGGAUUUCAGAGCGUAUAGACGGGGGCUUCAAUGAUACUUGGAGAAUACACUAUUUAAGGAGUUACAUCAAUGAAGCUUUAAAAGGUACGUGGUUUCCUCUCUGCAUGGUUCCCAAUCACCCCCCAAAUGUUUGUGACACAUGGAUUUAAAUUGAUCUGUGAUCCUCUGCCCUGCCCUGCAUUCCUUGCAACAGAGUUGGUGGUAAGGCCCUUCUGUGCCUGUAUCUGCAUAGGGCUGGGCAGAAAGCAAGACUGGUUUCUAGUGUGGGAGUUGAAAUGUCUUCUGGAGCUGCCCCAGGACUUUCACUUUCUAUUGACUUCAGGAGUGAAAGACUAGUCUGCAGAAUCAAGACAGAAUAUGUUGCUUAAUUCCCAUUGACACAAGAUCAUACUCUUACGCCGGAUUAAGUCCUCUAAAAUGGUUACCACUGUCUGGUUUCAUUGUUGUCAUCGCCAGUAAAUAUGAAGACAUGAGAAAAAAAUCCAUUAAUUGACAACUUUUUGAUCACCCAGAUUGUGGAUACAAAAAGAAUUUGGGAUUUUUAAGGUGCAGCCAAUCUCUGUUAGGAAUGGAUACUUUGUAAAGCACCUAGUGUUAAUAAGGGGUCUUUGGUUUUCACUCCCUGUUGAUCAUUAAAGUAUAGUGUAAGCAUGUAUAGGGCUGCAUUUUAAAACUCUUCCCCCCACCACCUUAACAGGAAUUGUACUUGAUGGUGUUGAUCUGCGAGGCUACACUGUAUGGAGCCUGAUGGAUAAUUUUGAAUGGGCAGUGGGCUUUGCUGAAAGAUUUGGGUUGUAUUACACCAACUUUACAGACCCAAAUCUAUCCAGAAUUCCAAAAGAGUCUUCAAAAUAUUAUUCAUCUAUCAUCCGGUGUAAUGGCUUUCCUGAUCCAGCCACUGGGCCUCAUUUGUGCCUUGAGUCACAAUCUGGAGGUAGGUAGAUUACUAAUUGCGGAGUUAGGUUAUUUUUACUGUACCACUUCAUGGAUUUUCCUAAAUGUUUAAAACUUUUAACUUCGCUUUUAUAGAAAACUUGCAUAUCGUGUUAAUGACAUCUGAUUCUGGAAAGUAAGGUGGUAUAUGGUAACAGAAGUUGGCUGUGUAAGAAAAAAAUCUUUGGUGUAAUGUCCUUAAAUGAUUUAGUCUAGAUUUUUACAGAAAAGUUGGCCGAAUGGCCUGAAUGUAUUUUGGAAGGCUGGAGAAGCAAGUAAAAAAGAUUUAAAUGGGGGUGAUCAGAAGGUACUCCCUGCUCAUAGUGUCAUUCAUGUGAAUUUCACUUACAUUUCUAGGUACUACUAUGGCGCCAACAAGCAGCAGUGCUCGGCCUAUCGACAAUUCAGCCAUGAAGGUGCAGUUUUUGGGACUGGACUUGACUUUGUCUAAUGCAGAAGUAGGCCUUUAUGUACUCUUUUCCCUAUUCUUAAUGUCUGUGCUAGGCAUUGCUCUUUUUUCAUAUCUUUAUAGAAAAAGGACCAAAAAAGCCAGCCAAAACAGUUUUUAAAUAUUGCAGCUUGCAUUUAAUUAGUUUAUCAUGCGAUAGUUUUUUCUUCUGCCCAUGUUUAGAACAGGCACACAAUUAUUUUAAUCAGUGCUUUUUUUCUAGCAAAAAUAGGUGCCGGUACUCAGCAUGAAGUUGUUACAGUAAGUGCUAUACUUUUUAAACAACAAGAAGAGGUGCUGGUACGGCGUACCCUUGAAUACUCCCUGAAAAAAAGCACUGAUUUUAAUACCUAUUGUUGACGUUAAUAUUUUUAUUGCUUGAAUUGUUACGUGCAGUUCACCCUGGGAAUAAGGGGUGGGGACAAUUUUAAAAUAAAUGAACAAGUUGAUAACAUAUUGCAAAGUGUCAAGUUG